UUUUGUAUAGUUGCCCUUUAGUGUUCGACGUUAAUUUUUCCUUUUUCAGUUGUAUUAUGAGCAGCUUCACAAGUGUGAUAGUUGAUUGUGACUCAACAAAUUGGGGUAUGUUGAUCUCAAAAUAUCCAGAAACAAAUGUUCUAGAAGAUAUUUUCUCUGCUGUAAUAGCUUUAUGUAAUACUCACCUAUUCUUAUCAACAAAUAACAAACUACUUGUAUUAGCCGGUGGGGCAAAAUUGGCAAACAAAAAAUUUCAGGAAGUUGAAACGAAUAAAACAGCUUUGGAUUUUGCAAAAUCACUUGAGAUUUUUCUAAGAAAAAAAUUGGAAGAAAAUGUGAAUUAUGAGGAGCCGGUUUCUUCUCAGUAUUCUGGAGCUAUUUCGCUUAGCAUUUGUGCUUUCAAUAAAUAUUCUAAACAAUAUCCCAACUCUUCUGGUUCAAUUAUAAUAGUUAAUUUGGCCCAAAAUCUUUCAAAUGAACACAGCACUUUAAUGAAUUUAUUUUUUGCUGCAAAACAUUCUUCUCUUGUUGUAAAUUCUGUUUCUUUGAAUGGAAAUGUUCCAAUUCUUCAACAAGCUAGUGAUAUAACUGGUGGAACUAAUAUGGUUUUAGACAAUAUUAAAUUACUUGCACAGACUAUUUUGAGUGAAUGCCUAAUUGCUUCCAAAACUUCUCUAUUUACCCACCCACAACAAGACAUUGAUUACAGAGCUGUUUGUCACUGUCAUAAUAAACUUUUGAGUAUUGGAUGGGUGUGCUCUGUUUGUUUGUCUGUUACCUGUAAUUAUGUUCCUUUCUGCAAAAUUUGCAAUGCUGUAUUUCCUCGACCCUUAUUUCUCCAACAAAAACGACCUCCAACAAAAAAUGUUCAACAACAAAAAAGAAACGAAAAUUGA
Molecule: messenger RNA, 896 nt
Organism: Meloidogyne enterolobii
Lineage: Eukaryota; Metazoa; Nematoda; Chromadorea; Rhabditida; Meloidogynidae
Source: the annotation of a GenBank genome assembly